Molecule: messenger RNA, 3930 nt
Organism: Hydatigera taeniaeformis
Lineage: Eukaryota; Metazoa; Platyhelminthes; Cestoda; Cyclophyllidea; Taeniidae
Source: the annotation of a GenBank genome assembly
AUGGCCGGUUGGUUUCAGCUGCUCUACCAGGAGAUAGUGGACGUGCUGGCACGACCUUUGGCGGGCAGUAAUGACGAGGCCCUUCUCACGGCCUCCAAUUUCGCCGUCUACAAGGAUCGUUUGCGUCAAAAAACCUGCAACAGACUACUCGAUCCUCGAAAGCUCAACACCCAUCUGCGGAAGUACCUUCGGCAAGUUAACAUACAUCUGGUGGAGGAUUGUAUGAAGGCUCUCGAAUGCCUCACUAUGAACGACAUGAUGCUUUUUGUUCCAGCCUUCUUCUCCCGCCUCUACGUAAAGGCUUUCGUCUAUGGCAACGUCUCUUCAACGGGUUUUCCUAUGGGCGUCCUCUUGAAGGGUGGGGAGGGUGUUGGUGUUAUGGGUGGUUAUGAAUGUGAGAAGGGCGAGGCUGUGGUUGAGGGGUUGAGUGGGGAGGAGGAGGAGGCGAUGGGUGGUGGUGGUGGUGGUGGUGGUGGUGGUGGUGAGGUUGAGGGGGAUGGAAGGCGAGUGUUGAGGCACGAUGUGGGUGAUGUGAUUGGUAGUGGUGGGUGUGGAGUUAGCGGUGCCUCGUGUGAGGGCAAAUGGGCGGAGUGGCGACACAUGCGUGGUUGGAUGGUUGGGUGGGUGAUGAUGCGUGAGGAGGCGAAGGAGUUCGUGGACUACACGCUGUCCACACUGAAACCACGUGAGGUGGCAGUGUUGAAACCUUAUCCGAAGGCGGCGUUGCCGGCGUGCUUGAAUCGGUUGCGUGUGAUGAAUUUCAACAAGACGGAUGUGAACACGUCGCUGGUGUUGGUGAGUCCGUUGCAGGGCACUCCUUCGAACGAUCUUCGAUACGAAGUGAUGAAUGAGUUAUUGGAGUCCUGUUUACAAGAGUCGGCUUUUGCUUAUCUGCGGACGAGGGAGACACUGGGGUACGCAGUUGGCCUCUACAGUUGGUCAUUGCCCAGCACCACAGGUCAAUGCGGUCUGUCUGUGGGUGUGAGCAGUCAGGCGAACAAGUUUGACAGCAAUUUGGUGGCGGGACGUAUGUAUGCCUUUUGGUACCGAAUUGUGCCUUACAUCGUGCUUCACCUCAACGAGGAGGCCUUUCAAACGUCGGUGGAGGCACUGAUAGCUGCGAAUCUUCUGGAGGACGCAACAAUGAAGGUGGAAAUUAACCGCAACAAGAAGGAGGUCUUCUCGGAUCGUCCCAUGUUUGACCGUCGUCAAAAAUCGGUGGAAAUUCUGCGGCAAUUAAAGUUGAGUGAAUUGCAGAAGUUCUACAGGGAGACAUACUACAACUUUGAGAAGCAGCCAGCCUUGAUGAUCCAGGUUGACGCCCUUGAGGAUGUGUCAUCAGAGGUUUCACCAAAGGGCGAAAGCUUGAAGUCUCUGAAGACCUUUGACUGGCCGCUCUGUGUUGUUCCAAUGAACAAGAGUCAAGCCGAGGCUGAACAGAAGGCGGCUCUCGAGGUGGAUGUGCGCGAAGCCGUGCGUGUAUGCGCGCCCAGUCUGGUCACUGAUGCCGCCAAAGGCGACCACAUCAUCGGGGAGAAAGGCGUUCACGUCACUCUUCCACGGAUUGUGGAAAUAGCGGAGAUAAUUAUUAUGGCGAAGUUUCAGCCAUUCGAUUCUGUUGAUAUGAGUACUCUGAUUUCUGAGGCUGAAUUGGACUUUCAGUUCGAAAACGAAUCCAUUCUUGCAUGCUAUAGAAAGUUAAUGGCUUGUGUCUGCUCAAAGUGUGGCUUUACGGCUCCAAACAUGUCGGCUCUUAAUCGGCAUACUACAAACGAACAUCGCCUUUCAUUUUGCGAUCUAUGCCUUCGUCAUGCACAUAUGCUUCCAUCGGAAUUUGUUCCCCUCUCAUGCAAGGAUCUUGUUGCUCAUCGAAAGUGGGAUAAGGUCAAGAAGCGUGGCCAUCCCGUCUGCGAAUUUUGUGCGCAGACUUUCUACGAAUUUGAAAAUCUUAUAAUUCAUAUAAGGGAGGCUCAUUUCAUAUGUGAUUUCUGCCAUACUAUUGGUGUAUUUGAGGUUUUUAGACGUCAGCAGGAAUUGUUUUCCCACUACAAGCGGGUGCAUUUUGUGUGCCCUGAGUGCGAGUCUGCUGGCAGAAUGGCAUGUUUUGCUUCAGAGGAGCAGUUAGGGAUUCAUAGGAUUCGUGAACACCCGAACGAGUCAAAGAAUGACCCGUCGCUGUGGGAGCCUUUGCAGAUUCUCUACUCCAACCAAGGGCUUAUUGGCCAGCAUACUCGGGGGCGCAACGGUGGACGUCGUGGCCAAAACGCUGCAACUGAAGGUGGUGAAGCAGAUGGCCUGGUUGUGUUUUACCCUGCACAGCCGCGUGCUCCAAUGCCGGAGGAAUGGACAGUUACCGACUUCCCUUCCCUCACUGGAGAGAGGGCUGCGAACGACCAAAACGGCACUGAUAAUGAGGCAAGGUCGGAGGCGCAGCGGACGGCUGCUGCGGGAGGACGGCAGAUGCGGUCGCACGCUGAAGUGGCGAGUGGACUGAGCGGAAGCAGCUCCGUUAACUCGCACAACCUCAAGGACUUUCCUGCCCUCCCUUCAUCCUCCUCUGGCAAUGCGUCAGAAAAUCAGCCAACGUCCCAGCCAAAAUGGUUGAGGCCUAAGACGGAUUCAUCCGCGACCAUAGUACCUAAACCUGAUGGUCCAAGAUUAACUCAAAAAUCGGCUCCUAAAGAGGAUGAUUUUCCCAGUCUGAUCGGCUCUUCCACCGCUACCAAUCAUAUCGUACCAACGAAUUGGGGUGCGGCACCAAACAAGGUCACACCGAAGCCGAAGGAAAGCAAACGCCUCCCGACCGGUGAUGAUUUCCCAGCUCUAGUAUCUACUGCUUCAGCUUCUUCCACCACCACCAGUCAUCGUAUUCUUCCUGAACCUCGUCUCCCCUCCUACGUACUCCCACCGUCUAAGCAGACAGAAAAGGCCAAGGAUAGGAAAACGAAAUCAAGGGUUGUGGAACCUUCACUCCCUCCAGCUCCCGAUUUGGAACCCUUCUCCUCGGCCUUACUUAAAGCUAAAAAGAGCUCUUGGUGGAAUAGCGCCGAUAACGAUGGUGCAGUGUCUCGAAUGGCUAAGGAAGAGAACGGUGAGGGCGGUAGGAUGGCUGCACCAACGUACUCCCGAAUACAAACCGUAGAUCACUUUGAAUCUGCUGAAACUGCAACACCCUCAGCACCGCCUCCUCCGCCAGAAUUUUCGUCUAAAGACUUCCCAAGUCUUGGCGGUGGUGUAAAUUCGUCAAAGAAGAAUGUCUCUACAAAAUCCACCGCCACAAAGAAACCACAAGAAGUGAAAGAGGGCAAGAAGUCAGCUGCAGCCACACAGUUACCACAGAAACCGUCACCAAAGCCAAGGAAGGACGACACUGACGCUGGUCAUGUUCAGGCGCCUAGCCAAAUUCAGACGCCGUCCGAAGAACCGAAAAUUUUGCCGUUUCUAGAGGACACUGAGACGGUUUUAUAUGAGAAGAAUGUCUAUACUCCACCGCUAGACUAUGAGGCCAAAAAUCGGGAGGUUAUAACAGCAGCCGAGACGGUUUUGAGUGGUGAAGGCUACCCCAAAAACGCCUUUACUCGGUUUGCCAGUCUUUCGCGUCUCUUUCGACAUGGCCAGCUUUCGGCCCAUUCCUAUUUGGAGGCAUUGGAGAGCCUGUUGACUUGCAAGGGCGGGCUGUCGCAAACGGAUUGGCUUAGUUCGAUGAUCGCCCUCCUGCCCGACGUAGGCCUUCAGCGUGCCCUCCUUCGUGCCUUAAAGGGUGAGGCGGCGCCUCGAGUGCCCCGUGUUUCCACACCCGCGCGUUGUCGUGGCACUCAGACGCCUGUCUGGGCCAAGAGUGUUGUCGCUACCCUACAGGUCUGCUCAGUCUGUGGUCAGGUGUGCCAGCGCUCAGGCAUGCGUGAACACACAGAAUUGGCACAUAGCUGA